AUGUCCCGCCGCCAAUGGACACACACGCCCAUCAGGGAGCUGCACGCGCCCGUGCCACCACCAACCCAUCUUACACCCGAACCACCACUACACUUGCUGUCACCGCUUGGGUCUGAACUCGAUAUACCUGGCUAUAGAUGCAGCACACAUGUCUUUCCCGCUGCAUGGCCGCGCAGCACUCCAUUCGUACCGUAUCCGGAUGAUCUGCAGGGGCUAGAUCGAAUUGAGAGGAAGGAGGAGAGGAAAGCGCGUCUGGCACGGGUAGCGGAUACCAUGCUUGCCAUCAAAGCUGCGUACGAGCGUGAAGGCGGCGACGCGCAGAAUGACGAGAGCGGGCGAAUAUUAUGGAUGACGGCGACGCGCUGGGUGCGCACGACAGGCGCGAGUGCCGGCACGGGUGGCAAGACUUUACUAUGCACGCACGCGAACGGUCUACACGGCUCAACUUACGCGCCUGUCCUACGGCGCUUACUCGCUCAGAGGCAAGAUAUUGCCGAAGUUUGGGCUCUUGACGGCGUACAACAUGGCGAUGCGGCACUCUUGAACGCCGGGAAACUGGGCAUACUGUACGAUUGGCACGAAAUGGCCCGCGAUGCACUCUGCUUCCUUCAGCACUUCCUACCGUCCGAACUCGAUCCCACGCCACUACCAACAUCACUACCCCGCCUCUCGUUGAACACUUCCUUCCGCAAAGUCUACGGACUGGGUCACUCAUUCGGUGGAUGCUCCUUGGUCCUCGCUGCAUACCGCAACCCAGAGCACUUCGCCGCCCUGAUGCUCGCAGACGCGGUCAUCGUACCGGCUGACAUGGACCGUUCCACCCGGCGUGCGCCCGGCUGGGUCGCCCCAGACGGCACCAAGACGUCUGGCGGCCACAACUCAUUGCCGUCCUACGUGAUCGGUGCGCUCAGCCGACGCUCGCGAUGGCCCUCACGUACAGCCGCGUACGAAGCUCUCGCUUCGAACCCAUUUUUCGGCUCCUGGGACAAGGAUGUGUUGGACAUCUAUGUCAAGCACGCGUUGGUGGAGGAGAAGGAGGGAGGAGAGGUGCGCUUGAAAUGUGAGGGUGUUAGCGAGGCGGCUGUGUUUGCUGAAGCACGGGCUCCGCGAGAGGCGUGGAGCGCGUUGCCGAAGCUUGACGGGCGUAUACCGCUGUUGUGGAUCAAUCCACCCGCGGGCGAAAGUUUGGUUCAGACGCAAGAGAUCGCGGAUGCUCGCGUCCGUCUACGAUCACCCAACAGCGCACAUGUCACCAUACCGAAUGGUACACAUCUGAUCGUGCAAACCCAUCCGCGUCAAGUCGCGGAGGCCGCACACCUUUUCUUGCAAGCUGUCGACUCGGGAGCUGUCGGCGACGUGCACGAACUGCUGUUGCGGAACUCGGAGGGCACGACGCCAGCUCAAUCUGGAUCUCGCGCUCGGUUAUGA
This is a messenger RNA of Peniophora sp. CBMAI 1063, 1428 nucleotides long. The record is from the annotation of a GenBank genome assembly. Lineage: Eukaryota; Fungi; Basidiomycota; Agaricomycetes; Russulales; Peniophoraceae.